UAAAUUUUGCAGUGCCAUCUUCCACAAACAGCUCCCCACUUCAUAAUUUUCUCCUUAUUUCAUCAUUGCAUUAUUAUUAUUCUUCCCUUCAAUCUCUUAGAAUUAGAGAUGGCAAAAGUUGCAAAUCAGCCAUCGUUAAUUCCUAUGCCUUUUCUAGUCAUCUUCUUCGUUUUCUCAAUCUUUUUUGGUUUUGGAAUAACUCUCUCUAAGGCUGUUUCCCAAACCAGAUACUACAAAUUUGAAGUUGAGUACAUGUUUUGGUCCCCGGAUUGUAUCGAAAACAUUGUCAUGGGAAUCAACGGUACGUUUCCCGGUCCACCAAUUAGAGCCAAUGUUAAUGACACCGUGGUUGUUGAGGUGAUUAACAAUCUCUCCACCGAAGGUGUUGUUAUUCACUGGCAUGGAAUUCUACAACGAGGAAGUCCUUGGGCCGAUGGCACUGCUUCCAUCUCGCAAUGUCCCAUUAACCCUGGAGAAAACUUCACUUACGAGUUCAAAGUGGAUAAGCCUGGGACAUAUUUCUAUCACGGUCAUUUUGGGAUGCAACGAGCAGCUGGGUUGUAUGGAUCCUUAAUAGUGGAUCUAGAGGAAGGAAAAAAAGAGCCCUUCCAGUACGACGAAGAGAUCAAUUUAUUACUUAGUGAUUGGUGGCAUGCAAGUGUCCACGAGCAAGAAGUUGGCCUUAAAUCAAACCCAAUGCGUUGGGUUGGAGAGCCUCAGACCAUACUCAUAAAUGGGACAGGGCAAUUUAAUUGUACAAGCUUAGAAAAAUACAACACGAGUUCAGAGCAUUGUGAGUGGAAAGAUCAAUGUGCACCAUUUGUGCUCAAAGUCGAACCCAAUAAGACUUAUAGGAUAAGAAUUGCAAGUACCACUUCAUUGGCUGCUCUCAAUUUUGCCAUUUCGAAUCACACAAUGCUGGUGGUAGAAGCCGACGGUAACUACGUUCAGCAAUUUGUAACCUCCGAUAUCGACAUUUAUUCCGGCGAGUCCUACUCUGUUCUCGUCACCACUAACCAAAGCACAACGCAAAACUACUGGGCUUCCAUAGGCGUCCGUGGUCGGGAGCCUAAAACAUCGCCGGCACUCCUCCUCUUCAACUACCUUCCCAACUCCGUCGCCAAAUUACCCAUUUCUCCACCGCCAGAAAUCCCCAAAUGGAAUGAUUACGAUCGAAGUAAAAACUUCACAUAUAGAGUCUUAGCCUCUGCCAUGAACACAACAAAACCACCACCAAUCUUCACUCGCCGGAUCUCCCUCCUUAACACCCAAAAUCUUAUGAACGGCAACUUCAUAAAAUGGGCAAUCAACAACAUUUCAUUAACCCUCCCCUCAACCCCGUACCUCGGCGCCAUUAAGUUCGGUCUGAACUCCACGUUCAACCAGACCGCCCCACCAGAAACAUUCCCAAAGAACUACAACAUCAAAAUCCCACCGCCGAACCCGAACACGAACACCGGAAACAGCGUUUAUCGGUUCCGAUCGGGGGAAAUAGUGGAUGUGAUUCUACAAAACGCCAAUGCGUUAAGCAACAAUACAAGUGAAAUUCACCCUUGGCAUUUACACGGCCAUGAUUUUUGGGUUUUGGGGUAUGGAGAGGGGAAAUUUUCCGACGAAGAUGAGACGAAAUUGAAUCUGAAAAACCCACCGUUGAAGAACACGGUGGUGAUUUUCCCAUUUGGGUGGACGGCGAUUCGAUUUGUGGCGGAUAAUCCCGGCGUUUGGAUAUUCCAUUGCCACAUUGAACCUCAUUUGGAUAUGGGAAUGGGGGUUAUCUUCGCGGAAGCAGUUGAAAAGGUCAGGGAAAUUCCUCCGUAUGCUUUGGCUUGCGGCCGCACUGCCACACCUCAGGUUGUUCCAAUAAUCCCACGACCCAACCCACCGGGACUAGAUAACCCAUAUUACAUCAUUUGGAUUGGGUUAGUUAUAUUUUUGUGUGUGAUUGGAUUGUGUUAUGUAUGUCUUUAUCGUAUCCGAUUCAAUAAUUUGAGUUGGAGACCUUAUUUAGGUAUUUCGGAGAGUCAAUCCAACCAAAUUGAAUUUUCAGAUUUGUCUCAAUCCAACCCAAAUCCAAACCCAACUCAUGAAGAGCCCUAACGAGAACAAUGAUUGGUAUAUUCUUCCUUCGAAGCAAAUCUCUAGAACAGCCUAGAACACAAUUUUUUCGGUGUAAUUUGGAGUAUGUAGUUUGUUCGGUAUUUUUAAGAAAUCAUUUUUUUUUUUAUUGCUUGUUCA
Cucumis sativus (cucumber) is the source of this 2235-nucleotide messenger RNA. RefSeq names its product L-ascorbate oxidase-like. The record is from RefSeq and is a predicted model, not a curated record. The coding region runs from base 109 to 2097 and encodes 662 amino acids. Lineage: Eukaryota; Viridiplantae; Streptophyta; Magnoliopsida; Cucurbitales; Cucurbitaceae. The transcript is spliced from 4 exons. Gene Ontology annotation, molecular function: copper ion binding; oxidoreductase activity. Gene Ontology annotation, cellular component: extracellular region; plasmodesma.